Molecule: messenger RNA, 402 nt
Organism: Cadophora gregata
Lineage: Eukaryota; Fungi; Ascomycota; Leotiomycetes; Helotiales; Ploettnerulaceae
Exons: 3
Coding region: 1-402 (133 amino acids)
Source: RefSeq, a predicted model, not a curated record
AUGCGCCUGAGGCUGUUCUUGGGGAGACUAUGGGCUAUGCUAUCUCCUCUGGGCUCAACUCUCACACCCAAAUCGAGAACUAUCACUCGAAGCAAACGAAACCCGAUCCUUGUGCUGAAUAAAUACCUCAAAACUACUACAGUUGCAGUCCUUGGCAUCAACAAAAUUAUCAUGUCCAACAACGAUCGAGCCAGCGGAGGAAGCAGUGGAAGCAUGGAGCGUUCAUUUGCCAUUGAAGAUGCAACAAUGAAAGCUGGUGAUGUCAGUCAGAAAAAACGCCAGGACGCCAAGAAGAAGAAAGAGCAGGAGGCGGAGGCCAAACGACAGUACGAUGCUAGCCAAGCCUCACUCUCGGCCGGAGAUGUGAGCAAGAACAGGCGCAAGAACAAAGAGAAGCGUUGA